AUGGCAGCCUGGAAUAUAACACUAUGGAAUAGAACCGGAUCGAAAGUUGAUAUGAUGAUUUUUCAAACCAUGCCAGAUGUAUUCAUAUACGGCAGUUAUUUUGCGGCUUGGAAGGUUGAGGAAACACCAAAUCCUGGAAAUAUUCGUCUAGAAUUGCCAGAGACAUUUGAGUUCUGCGUGAUUGAAGAGGAUGGAAGACAGACGGGUCCUCUUUCAGUCAACUACGGCGACGAAGUCAAAGUUUCACAACCUACUGCUGCGAAUGCGCCAACCGUAACGAUCAAUUUUAAUAAAAAUAUCCCAAAAGACCGAAUCAAGGUGAUCAACUUAAGCGGUAAUGCGCAGCCACUAGAAAUGGCUUUGUUUAAACAAGACAGUAAAGUGGUCUUCUACAAGGACAUUGUGCCUAACUCAUUCGUAUUUAUGGCCAUAAAACCGAGCGUCUACAUGGCAGUCGUUGGCCCGGUCAAACAAGGGCAAGAAUUUCUAGCAAAUGUCUUUGUUGAUAAGAAAAUCGUACCGAAAUCUUAUCACAUUGACCAAGUUGUUGACGGUGACGAAGAGGACGCAUAUCCAGUCCAAGCAGAGUCUACUGAUGAAACUGUCGAAUGUUACAUAAAUGUCCAAACGGCAUGUUAUUCAAAGGCGACACAUUUUAAUCAAAUGGUCGGAUAUUCAGUACCAGCAGAGUUUAAACUCCUAGAAGAUAGAUCUGUGAUAAAUAUUCAAAUAACACAGAAGAAAUCGGGGGAAUAC
Messenger RNA from Paramuricea clavata, 756 nucleotides. The record is from the annotation of a GenBank genome assembly. NCBI's taxonomy places the organism in Eukaryota, Metazoa, Cnidaria, Anthozoa, Malacalcyonacea, Plexauridae.